This is a messenger RNA of Amoebophrya sp. A120, 7292 nucleotides long. Lineage: Eukaryota; Dinophyceae; Syndiniales; Amoebophryaceae. The record is from the annotation of a GenBank genome assembly.
AGGGAUUCGGCUUGCCCGAUUUACUACUGAGUAACUUGCUUUCGCAAUCGAGUUUAUAAACUCUUCAACUUACUUAAACGCUUCUACUGUGCUUUUGCCUAAACUUCUAUUUUGAUAGAUUUCGCAUUGCAAUAUAAGCUACUCUUCAACGUCACGUCUUACGAUUGGCGCCAUUUACAAGCACACUCUGUUUGCAAAUCACCUAAGUACUCACCUUCGUCUUUUUUCCCCAAACAAUCACGGAAGAUGGCUGCACUUAGCGAGCUUGUCGCUGAGCGAGGAUUCGCCCUCAUUGAGGAGCAGAAGGAUUUCGUCAAGAUUUACGGCUUCGAAGCUGGGAUGAAGAAGUUCUGGUUGGAGUUUGUCACCCAGGCUUGCCGCAAAGUCUUCCCGGACCCGGACAAUGCGAAUCUUACUCCCCACGAUGACCUUAACGACGUGAACGAUGGGUCCAAGCUGGCAGUACUUACUUGCCGUUUUUGUUUUUGCAGUGACAGUAGGAGGCCGGUUCGAACUUGAUUUUUAGAUUUCUAAAUAGCCAUCAGCUCUCCGCCCUCCCGUUGACAUUUUAGUGCGUGGAGGGGCGCGCUCCUUUUGGCUACACCAAAUAACGCCGCAGCAUUGCGUGCCGCGCCUCACUUGACUUCGGUCUGGCUAGUGAGCUAGCGCAGCACUCAUGACGCUGACGUAACAGCAUGGCGGCACAAAUUUCGACCAUUGUUGAUAGCAAUACGCUCAAGACAUUUGACACUACGUGCCAGAGAUCAGCACUGCCGCACUGAGUGGGUGGGCAGAUCCAAUGCAACUAGAACGCGCGUCAUAAUCCACAAAAAAAAAACCAGAUCAACAUGUUUUACAAGCCCGAGGACAUUCUGAAUAACUACGAAGCCCCGCAGGGGCUCCCGACGGUGCAGCGCGUGAUGUAUGAAUUGCAAAAGGAAGUAAAAGCAUCUCCAUCGCGUGACAAACUUCUUCAGCAUGAGAAAGCAAAAGCUGUAAUGCCGAUUUUCCUGAGCUUGAAGAUCGCGAUUUGAAAUGCAUGGCGGUGGUUGGCACCCACAGGUGCGAUUGUGAUGCUAAGUACUUACUUUUGCAAGUCAUAGAGUGGAGUUCUGGGCGAUGACGAAAAACAAGGCGCCCAACACCUACGCGUUUGCCCCGUACUUCUUCGAAGACUUCACGGCCAUUUACCAGGAGGAGGAAAAGCGCUGGUCCCCGAUGCUCGAGUAUCUUGCUUUCUUCUGGGGCAUCAUGGAAGGAUCCAAAGAGGACCCGGAUGACAGCAAUGGAAUUCGCAGAGGGUGGCGGGCAGCUGGUGCUUAUCCGAUGAUGGUCAAAACGGUCAAAAACAUCGUUGCAACCUUCGGGCUGCAGCAGGAUCGGCAGACGUACUUGUAUGAGCAGCCCGGGAUCGUCACCUACUGCAAGCUGUACAAGUACAUCCUGAAGCAGGAGAAAAAGGCGCGACGUACUGACUUAGACCUAUAUACGUACUCACUUACAGCGACAACUUCAAGUCUGUUUUUUGAUUGCAGUAUAAAUAUUUACGCGCACCCGGCCCCGGUCGAGUUGAGCUGGGUAUUAGCGUUUACGCAUUACAGACUACUUCUGCUGGGUAUUUAGUAUUUACGCAUUACAAACUACUUUACGCAUUACAAACUACUUCUGUCGAGCGACGUACUUAUUUCUUUCUUUGAGGGAUUUUUUGUAGAAGUCUUGAAGACUUAUUUACUUCUUUCUUUGAGGGAUCGAGCGACGUACUUAUUUCUUUCUUUGAGGGAUUUUUUAUAGAUGAUGAUGAUGAUUGAAAGUCAAUGCGUGAGAACGGGCCGAAGCUUGUUUUUAACUCUUAAGUAUUAAAUCUCUACAGGUUCUCUCAAUGCGAAGAAGAUCGGAAAGCUCUGUGGGGAAAAGAUUCAGUGGAAAUCGACCACGGGGUACUUACGUAGACUGUGUUUCUGUCGGUCCUCACUAGAGCCUCCUGUUUUUUGUUCUCAAUAUUGAGGAAGUGCUUGCUUGCAUGCUAGACGCCAACAUGGGGUGGAUCGUUUCGAGACAAAGAGUUCUGAGUUUACUCAUUACCGCCCAUCCGAAAUUUUCACUCCAGGUUGCGAAUCAAUGAGAAAAACGGCGACACUUUUGGGAGAAUCUACCAGAUCGUGCUCGACUCCGAGGACUGCUUCUCGAAAGGAGGAAUGGACAUUUUGAACCCCAGCACCUCCAUCCUGCAGAACCCGACCUUCAUCGACACGCUACUUACUAAGGUGAAGAGUACGACGGCGGUGAAGGAUUGGAUUUCCAUCUUCCCUUUUGAGCACAAGUUCGAGCAUUGGAAGCAGGAGCAGUUGGACAAGCAAACGGAAGAGGGUUGGGAGACGCAGGACAACACGAUUAUUGACAUGGAUAAGGACGCGGCUAUGACCGACUGCUUCCUGUGCAUGUUGUACAACACGCUCCGCGGUACGAUGCUCACCGCCUGGUUUGUUACCGACCCCGAGUACGCCGACUACAGCGAACACAAGAAGAAAUUCGCAGACGCGAUGAGCUAUAAGUCGCAAAGUGCCCAGGCGUUUUGCUUUCCGGAUUUGGACGAAGAGGAGCGCAAGGUCCACGAGCCGUAUUUUCGCUGGCUCUUUGCCCUUAUGCAUUGAAAUUGUAUCGCGCUGAGCAGUAUAAAUCGCAUCUCGAGUUCAAAUUUCACGAAGAGACUCUCACGCUGCUUGGUCAUGAAAAUACCACGGCGCAGGGGAUUUGUGGCCGUGCUGAUUGAGAUACGUAGGUAGGGCCUCGUGGUGAUUUGGAUCGAUAUGAAAAAUUGUCAUGCUGGAUCACGACGAUGAUGAAGAUGCCGAUUUAGUAUAUCAGCGCGAUACUUUUGCCGAGAAUAGCUGUGAACAAGUUGGAGCGGGGUGAUUACAAUCCGAUGCUGAAGGACAAGGCCGACACCCUCGGAGGAAAAUACAACUCCGCGGAUGCCAAGAUGUUUCUGCAGGACAAUGUGGACGAGGGGUACGAGGAGUGGUUCACGAAGCCCGUGCGGGAGGAGUUGGUGCAGAUGCAGGCUGCUGCGGAGGAGCAGGCGCGGGAGGACCAGUUGGCAGACCACGAGGUAAGUGCUUGCCGCUCACUGUCACUAGUGUUGACGCGCCUGCUGAUGCGCCUGAAGAGUUGUUUUGCUCGGGCCGGUUCGUUCCUAGACUUUCACUCGAAGCAAAGGCUUCCCAUUCUCUAACCCACACUAAAACUUUACAAACAGAAUGCCGCGCGACUGCAGGAGAUGGUGGCGGAAGAGAUCCCGACGGAGCCGGUGAUUGCGGACGCAGAGCCAGAGCAGCAGGCGCAGGAAAAUAAUUCUGAUGACGAAUUGUGGGCGAUGGAGGACGAGGCGUCGAAGCCGCCCGCGGUGGCAGCGGACACCCUGGAGGACCCGGACACCUGGUUCCGGCGCAAAAAGUGCGGAGUUUCCGAAGAUGAUUAUAAACUGCAAAAGCAUCGCACUCGUGCCAAUGUUGCCGGGUCGUGCCUUUUUGGAAAAAAUCAAAUUUGUAAUGCAGAAAUGAAGAAAGUGAGUGAGCAUUUUUGAUGUCGCGUUGCAAUAUAUACUUAGGGUGAUGAAGAUUUGUCAUGCUGGCUUAGUUAUUUUCAGAAAAAUCGAUAGCAGAAAACUCAAGAAAAUUUGUCAUGCUGGUUUACUUGAAGAGCAAUUUUUGUAAUGCAGGAGUUUUAUACUUGCGAAUGCGAUAUUUUUGCACAGGAUAGUGCUUGCGUGUUCGUCACUGGAAAAAUCAUCAACACCCACAACCCGCCCUACAAAAAGUGGAUCAGCAAGGACAAAAAGCAGAAAAUCCUCCAUGUCUUCGACGUGAACACCGCCGCCGUGAUGGGUGUCAAAGACGCCCGGUGGCCUUUUAAGGUUCUCGCCAACGAACGCGUCAAGGUCGAUUACCCUGCCGAAAAAGCUGGCAGGUCAUAUUUGUAAUGCAGGAGGAAGUAAAAUCUGGCGCUGCAGGCAAAAAAAAUAUAAACUGGCGAAAAAGCUUGUAUUGUGUAGCCUAAGAAAGUGGCAUGCUAUGAGGGCGCCCAUGGCAGAUUUUUUUGCGUGUUCUAUUUGUUUUUGCAUUACAAACAUGCCCUGCCAGCUUUUUUCUGUGGGAUAUCGACAUGUGUCAAAAUUUAAAACAUGUGGUGCAGAGCGAAUCCCGCCCGGCGGUUUUUUUUCUGGACGGCGCUUCGAAAUCCUGCAGCAACCUCGCGCGUACUUGCUUGCUUUGCUUUCGUUGUGCUUGUGCGCCACCAGCACCAUCGUCAUAGCGCCGCGGCGUUUAGUUUUUCACUUCCCCGCGCUGCCUCAAAGUUGAUAGAUUUCUUUCCAAAUAAGUAUUGGCGCGGUAAUUGUUUCCGAGUGAGUUUUUGACGUUCUUUCCCGAAAUAAAGUCUGGCAUGAUAAAACUCUUUCUACGUAACAGGGGCGGAGCUCCGCAAGAUCUCCGGUAAGGUGAAGUCCGGCAACCUGCUGCCGCAGAAGCAGCCGGCGAAUAUGUCCAAGCGGGCCACCCUCCGCGAGGGCUAUAUGACGACCGCCCCGGAGUUUCCGAUCGACAAAUACUACGACUAUGAGAACAACACUCGCUUCGAGUACUUAUAAUUUUUGUUACUUUUCAAGUAGACGCACUGUGUGCAGUAGACGCAAUCUACAGGGCUUUUGUGGGUAAGGAGGUAGAGCUGAGUAAGUUUGCAAAGCGCCAUGAAGAUAUGAAGUCACAAUCUUCGCACACAUCAGGACCCGCAGCAGCUUCUACAAAAUUGACGCGGCAAGGCACCAGGAACUGGAGGAAUCCGAGGAUGUUAUUGCGGGAUACACCAGAAUACGCAUUGCAAAAGUAUCGCUUCGUACUAGUACUGAUAAAUCGCAUGACAAAUUGAAAUUUCCUCAGCAUGAGAAAGAAAAUUUGUAAUGCGGAUUUAACCUGAGAAAGGAAUUUGUAAUGCAUGAAUGCGAUUACUUACUUAGUACGAGUGCGAUACUUUUGCACAGAAUACAGAACCUGCGAGAAGGGCGGCGGCGACCUGGACGUGAGUGACUCCGACGAAGACGAGCAGGGCCCCGCCUCCGAUGAUGAGACUCAGCUCCUGGACAAGGCCCCGCUGGGGGUGCAGCAGCCGAACAAGGACAAGGAGCCCGAAGGAAAGGAAAAAGAGGUGCCGGUGGUGCAAGACCUACCGAAACGCACGUUGUACCGGCGGCACAAGACCUACGCAUUUUGGGAUGACGUCAUUGCCAGCUUUGGCAAGGGUGGAGUGAGCAUAUUGGUCGACUACAUGCCCCAUCCGGUCCGGCUGGUUUGCAGUCGGUUCCGGGGGAUGAAGUACGUAGGUAAGCCGCUUUGUUCAUUUUUGUUUACGUGGUGUCACAGGAUUGAUUUUUUCGUUUUCCCAUGAACGACUGCUGUAGAUUCCUUGCAUUUUUCUAUUCGUGAAGCCUCAAGAAAUUUUUGAAGAUCGUGUGCUUGUUGUGUGUGUAUGUAUCUAUAAAAUUAAAAUUUCUGGACAAGGUUUGUUCACCUGCGAGGACGUCCUGCAGGCUUUUCUGACCGAGUUCAAGACCCACGAGCUUUAUGUGCGGACCAAGAGCAAAGACGACGAAAUUCGCGGGGGGUCCAGUGAUGUCAUGGAGUACAAGCGCCAGUACAUCAUGGACGUGUACAAAGUGAGGGACGACAUCGAGAUUCAGAACUACCUGAACAAGGUACUUUUCUAGUUUCUAAAUUUCGGUCGAUGUUUGGAAGGCCUUUCUCAUAAAGUUGAUAGAAAAAGCGCAUGACAAGUUCGGCUCUGCUGAUGUAGAAGUGCGGCUUAGUUACCUUAGCGUGACCCAGUUCGGUGGAGCCUCUUCUAAAGCAACUGCUCACUCUCAGGUUCAUUUUAUGAAGAAGGAGUAUCCCCCGGUCGGGCAGCAGUCGGUUCUGGGGCACUAUGUUGGUAGAGAGGGCAGAGCCAAGCCGAUUUUUAUACUUCUUGCGCAGGGUUACGUAUCACAUUUAGCAUGACAUAUACGCUACUUCUGACAUUUUGCAUGAUGGAAUGCCUUUUGAUACCGUCUCGGCCUCCAUGUGGAUACAUGCAUGAGAAAUAUAAAAACGCAGUGUGGCUCUGCCCAGCAUUUUUGUCGUUCAUAUUUUUCCAACGUUUUUCAACGUCAUCCCCAGCAUCAGCACCUUCAACACCCCCGAGGCGAGUAACAGCAAGCGUUCCAGCCCCGGAAACACUAAUAGCACCUUGCCUGCGUCAAAGAAGCCGAAGGGAGAAGAGGGGAAGCCGAAACCGCCGAUGAAGAGAAGAACUCCGAUGAAGAGGGAGAAAGGAUCUCAGGAUGCGGACAAGGGAACACCGAAGAAGAAAAAAACUCCGAUGAAGAGAGCAGCAAAGGGAUCUCAGGACGCGGAUAAGAAAACGCAGGCGAUGAAGAAAAAAUCGGCGAAAAAGGACGACAAGCUCGGUGUAAGCGAGGUGAUUAGCCUUGAUGAACUCGACGACCACAUCGACAUAUGCGUUGCAAAAUCAUCGCACUAGUAGCAACUAGGGGCACUAGAAUUGCAAACUUCCUCACCAUGAGAAUGAGACGGAAUUUGUAAAUGCUAUCUUCCCUGAAGUGGAAGACUUGUCAUGUACAUACUGUAGUUCCUACGAGUGCAAUUUUUUUGCAAUGCAUACGACAAUGUUAACGCAGGCGCCGCUGCGUCGUCCUCUGGUGCGAGCUCUUCGAAGGUGCUGCCACCCCACAUGGUUUUUAAGCCGGACGCUGCUAAGGGCAAUGGUGAGUAAGCAAAGACUCACGUGGGGAACUUACCUCUCUGGAGUAGAGUUACUUAGUUUUUUUCUGAAGAGAUACUUAGCAGAAGCGCUGCUAAGUACUAAUGCAACUGUCGACUUCUUGUUCUUAAUUUUUAAAAUGCGCAGUUCAAAUUUGAGUGUACUGCCAACCUACGACGCGACUUUCCUCCACCUCAAGAAAGACACUAAGAGUUGACUUUUAUAUAAGCUUCGCACUGCGAUUUCGAUCGAACCCGGUCGCACUAGUACUCGCUUUGUGGAGAAGAAGUCCCUACUUUCGAGUUCGACAGAGAACCCGUACGACAGACGCUGAUUAAUGAACAAUGACUGUGUUUAUGCCUCUCUUGAAGAGCCUACAGAUCGCGUUUUCUCGUAGACAGCGAAUCGAAAACCACGCAACUUUUUUUACAAAAUUCAGCACGUAUUUUUCAACCGCAAGGCACAGACAACCCGUGUAGCAC